Condylostylus longicornis is the source of this 2449-nucleotide messenger RNA. Its product is annotated as ketimine reductase mu-crystallin. The transcript is spliced from 3 exons. Gene Ontology annotation, molecular function: hormone binding. The record is from RefSeq and is a predicted model, not a curated record. Bases 1302 to 2342 code for a protein of 346 amino acids. Gene Ontology annotation, cellular component: cytoplasm. NCBI's taxonomy places the organism in Eukaryota, Metazoa, Arthropoda, Insecta, Diptera, Dolichopodidae.
CGUUAUGCAAUAGGAAAUAGGUAAUAAAAGUAUUUAAGAAAAUAUUUUUUAUAGACAAAUUCUCAAAAGUAUAGGGAUACGGAUCACAUACUGUUCGUUGAGAACUAAGAAAAGAAUCAGAAAGACGGUUAUUGUUUCACUGGAAUAGACAACGAAUUCGCGGUUGCAACACGCAAUGGAACUUCUUGGAGAUUAUGACCAUAAGCGAUUUAAAAAGAUUAUUGGGUUAGACAAGAAUCUAUUGAGAAUUCUCACCUGGGCCUUGUCGGGGAUUGAAUUCUCAUUGUAGACUUAGGGGGCACUUCGUUAAGCUGGAUUUGCAAAGUACACUUGCAAAUUCUGUGGAAAGGAUGAAGAGACCUUGGUAUUUUUCUGGGACAAUGUAAUGUUCUCGUUCGAAGUGGUCUCGAGGAGAAGGAAAUACUGGUGGGAUUUGCUCUGACAGUGGGGGAUUUGAAGCCUUUCGGAUCUCAUUGGGUGCAGUUCAUCAGUUAGGUGCAAAAAUCUACAAUCUACAAAUAAUAAAUAGAUUAAGAUAGUAUAAUCUUUAGAUACUUGCAUUAAACGAAAGCGCGAAAAACCCGUAUUACCUUUUUUAUAAUUAUUAUGUAUAAAUUAUCAAUCAAUUAUUGAAAUUGAGAAAUGAGAGUAAGAAAGAAAGAUUUUUUUGUAUAGCAUAUAUAAUUUUACUUACCACUUACUAGUGAAAGAGAAAUGAAAAAUUUCUGAUAAAAUAAUCUCAAAACUCAACAUUUUUUAAGGUUGUUGGAUAUUAUAAAUGAAUACUUGAUGGCUGGUCGGAUUGCUCAUUUUAAUUAUUUGAAACUGAGUCAUAAAACAUUUUUACUCUUAUUCUCUCUCAUUUUUUUUUUAAAUCAAAGCUUAAUAAGACUAUAUAAAUAUAUAUGUAUAUUAUUUUUAAACCGAACUUUUUAUAGCGUGGUGUGAAAAUUUUAUGAUCACUUGGUUAAAAAUACAUUAAUAAAAUACGCAAUUACUUUUACAAUAUACUCAAUUGUGUUUUCAAUAGACUCUAUUGAAGAUAAAUAAAAUUUUUUUUUAUGUUGUCUUAUCUAAUAUAAGUAUUGAUUAUCAUUAAAAGAAAUAAUUAAAACAAAAAAUAUUCUCUCUCUCUCUCCUCAAUUCAGUUUUAUAAAGUUAAAAUUAAUCAGUACUUACCGUGCAUUCGUUUUGAGCGCAUGUUGCAUAAUAUAAAAUCGGAUAAGAAAAUACUUUAUUUAUUCUAUACAUAAAUAUUUUUUUGCAAUAAAAACAAAACAAGAAAUAAUUAUACUACAAAAAUGUCAGUACCAGUAAUAAUAUCAGAUGAACAAGUUAAAAAAAUUAUUACAUGGCCUAUAGUUAAUGAAGCUGUAGAAGAAGCUUUUAAGGCUAUUUGUUGUUCAGCUGAUUUUGCUUGGUUACGAAAACAUAAUAAAGAAUCAUCAGCUGAUCAACCAGCAAGAACUAGAACAAAUAUAAAUAAUAUUAAUAAUCAUGGGUUAUUAUUUACAAUGCCGGGUUUUGUCUCGAACUAUACAUUAAAUUCAAAAAAAUAUAGUACACUUGGUUGUAAAAUGGUAACAAUGUUUAAAGAGAAUGAAAAACGUAAUCCACCAUUACCAAGUAUUUUAGCUAAUAUAGCAUUAUUUAAUUCAGAGACCGGUCAAUUAGAAUGUAUUAUUGAUGGAACUGAAAUAACAGCUUGGAGAACGGCAGCUGCAUCAGUUAUUGCAACAAAAUAUUUAUAUUUUAAACGUAAAAAUUAUAUUAAAGAGCCAAUUGUUGCUAUAAUCGGUUGUGGUGUUCAAGGUAAAAGUCAUUCACUUGGAUUAUGCCAUACAUUUCCUAUAAAAUCUAUACAAUUAUGGAAUCGUACAACCGAAAAAGCUUUCAGUUUAUUGAAUUGUUUAGAAAGUGAAAAAGAAAAUUUUAUAAAUAAAAACAUAAAUAUAACAGUAUUUUCAAGUAUUGAUGAUUGUGUUAGGAAUGCUGAUAUAAUCGUAACAUCAACUUAUGUUGAUGAGCCUAUUAUCCAUUUUAAUAUGUUAAAAAAAGAUGUUCAUAUUAACGCUGUUGGCUGUGGGCCUACAAGUCAUCAUGUUGAAUUAUCACAAAAAAUUUACGAUAAAAGUAUUUUGUAUAUUGAUCACUGGGCUGGAGCUUCAGUUGAAUUAAAAGAUCUUAAAUGUAAUAUCGUUUGCGAAGUUGGAGAAGCAAUAAUUGAUCAAACUAAAAUUCCGGAAGAAGGAAUAUCAAUUUUCCAAUCUUUAGGAAUGGCAGUAGAAGAUGUAACCACUGCGCAAGCUCUUUAUGAAGCUUUUAAAAAGCAAUGUGAAUAAAAUAUUAUUCUUUUUAACUUUAUUGUAUUAUGUUUUGUCAAAAAUAAUCAAAUAUAAAGUAUUUGGAAUUUAAUGAGUGUUAUUAAAUAAAUAGUAUUUUAAUCUUA